ACAGGCAGCAAGAAAGCGUAAGAUUGCCAUUCGAAAAGCCCAGGGGAAAAAUCUUGAGGCCAUCCGAGAGCUGAAUGAGUAUCUGGAACAAUUUGUUGGAGACCAAGAAGCUUGGCACGAACUUGCAGAACUUUACAUCAAUGAACAUGACUAUGCAAAGGCAGCCUUCUGCUUAGAGGAGCUUAUGAUGACUAAUCCACACAACCACUUAUACUGUCAGCAAUAUGCUGAAGUUAAAUACACUCAAGGGGGGCUUGAAAACCUUGAGCUAUCAAGAAAGUAUUUUGCACAAGCACUGAAGCUUAACAACAGAAAUAUGAGAGCUCUGUUUGGACUUUACAUGUCUGCCAGCCAUAUUGCUUCCAAUCCAAAAGCAAGUGCAAAAAUGAAAAAAGAUAAUAUGAAAUACGCCAGCUGGGCCGCUAACCAAAUAAAUAGAGCAUACCAGUUUGCAGGUCGCAGUAAGAAAGAAACGAAAUACUCUUUGAAGGCAGUGGAAGACAUGUUGGAGACCCUGCAAAUCACUCAAUCUUAGGUUGGCAUAGAGAUCCAAUAUUAAAUUUUCCAGCUCCAUGAUGAACCUGUAAUGACCAAUCAGUUACAUUACUGCAGUGCUGUUAAAAGUUAAUUUUGUAUUGAUUAACCUGCUGUCUAAUGUUUUACCAAAAGUAAAAUGCCUAUUUAUUACUGCUAUGAGAAAUGGGAUGAAUACCCACUGAAAUGAAUAACUUAACCUCAAAGACAAAGAAAUGACGUGCUGCAUCAGUCUCUUAGAUUUUUGUAUCUACAGUACCUGCUUUUAAGCCAUAAUUUGUAAAAAUAAACUUGUUAAAUGAUUAAAAAAA
Molecule: messenger RNA, 845 nt
Organism: Eurypyga helias (sunbittern)
Lineage: Eukaryota; Metazoa; Chordata; Aves; Eurypygiformes; Eurypygidae
Product: ER membrane protein complex subunit 2
Exons: 6
Coding region: 185-535 (116 amino acids)
Biological process (GO): protein folding in endoplasmic reticulum
Cellular component (GO): EMC complex
Source: RefSeq, a predicted model, not a curated record